Molecule: messenger RNA, 1488 nt
Organism: Condylostylus longicornis
Lineage: Eukaryota; Metazoa; Arthropoda; Insecta; Diptera; Dolichopodidae
Product: chitinase-3-like protein 1
Exons: 5
Coding region: 37-1488 (483 amino acids)
Biological process (GO): carbohydrate metabolic process; chitin catabolic process
Cellular component (GO): extracellular region
Molecular function (GO): chitin binding; chitinase activity
Source: RefSeq, a predicted model, not a curated record
UUCAUAUAUUUGAACACAGCUCAAUUAUUUUUCACAAUGAAACUAAUUGUACUAAGCGCUUUGGUUGUUUUGGCUGCAGUAGCUGCAACUGAAACACAGAACCAAAAUGUUGUAUGCUAUGUUGGAACCUGGGCAACGUAUCGUUGGGGAAAUGGUAAAUACGAUGUUGAACAUAUUAAUCCUCAUCUCUGCACACACUUAAUGUAUUCAUUCUUUGGAAUUACGGAAAAUGGAGAAUUCAGAGUCAUUGAUGCAUAUUUAGAUCUUGAAGAAAACUGGGGUCGUGGAAACAUAAAAAAAUUCAACGCUCUCAAAGAAAUAAAUCCAAAACUUAAAACUUUAGCUGCUGUCGGUGGAUGGAACGAGGGUUCAAUUAAAUUUUCAGAAGCUGCCAAAGAUCCAGUUAAGAGACGCCGUUUUAUUGAUACCUCAAUUGAAUUUGUUUUAAAACAUAAUUUCGAUGGUAUUGAUAUGGAUUGGGAAUAUCCAGCUCAAAGAGGAGGUGAUGUUGCAGUAGAUAAAGCUAAUUUCGUUAUUUGGAUGAAAGAAUUUAAAGAAGAAUUGGAAAAACAUGGUCUACUUUUAACAACAGCUGUCGCUGCCGCUAAAUUCUCUGCAAGCCAAUCAUACGAUAUUCCAAACAUGUCUAAAUAUUUUGAUUUAAUUAAUAUUAUGGCUUAUGAUUUACAUGGUACAUGGGAUACAACUAUCGGCAUUAACGCACCACUAUAUGCUGGCCCAGCUGACAUUACUGAAACACAAAAACAAUUGAAUGUAGAUAGCUGUGUUCGAUAUUGGUUAGAGCAAGGAGCCCCUCCACAUAAAAUCGUAUUGGGUGUUCCAUUAUAUGGACGUAACUUCGCUCUUGCAAAUUUGGCUGAAACUAAACCCGGUUCACGUUUUAAUGGUCCAGGACAAGCAGGUCCAUAUACAAGACAAGCUGGCUUUAUUGGAUAUAAUGAAAUUUGCGAAAAUUUCAAAGCAGAAAAAUGGACUCAAGUUUGGGAAGAAACACAACAAGUACCAUACGCAUUCCGUGAUAAUCAAUGGGUUGGUUAUGACGAUGUAAAAAGUAUUGAAUUGAAAGCUCAAUAUGCAAAAGAUCAUAAAUUAGGUGGUAUCAUGGUUUGGUCAUUAGAAACUGACGAUUUCAAUGGAAUUUGCGGUGAAAAAUAUCCUUUAAUGAAAGCAAUUAAUAGAAUUAUAAGAGGUAGUGCUCCUCCAGAUCCUUCAACAACUUUCGUACCAACAACAAAUACAACACCAUCAAAACCAACGAAACCUACUCCACCACCUGGUCCUGAAUUCGUAUGUUAUGAAGACGGUACAUUCCGUGAUCCUUUCGAUUGUUCUGUAUUCCAUAUUUGUGAAGGAGAUAGAAAACACACUUUCUCAUGUCCACAUGAUUUAUGGUUUGAUAUUACUGUUAAAACAUGUAAUUUCAAAGAUUUAGUUGAUUGUACACCACUUCCACGUCCGAUUCAUUAA